ACAGGUGAAAACGAGGAGGCUCCCAAAGUCGACGCCGCGUUGGCACGGAGCUGGCUCCUUUGCCCAGGUUGACGCUGACGUCCAGCUCAGACCAGAUCCUCAGGGGAAACGACGUCUUGGCCUGACACAUCACGAAGAGCACGACCCUCGCCAGCGUCUCGGCGUCUUCUUGUGGACCUCGAACAUUUGCUUGGAACGGGACAGGCCACGCAAGACCAGCUGCUCAAAAUGGACGAUCUUCACCUUCACGCCUCUCCAUCCUUUCCUUCGUCUUCGCUUAACUCUCUUUCCCCGGAUUUUCGUCGUCGAUUGCAGUCGUUCCCUCCACUUUUCUUCUUCUUCGCUUCAGUCUCCUCUUCUCUUUGAAACUAAUCUUUUCAAUCGAUCAAUUGCUCGCAACGCGUUGAGCGCGUCCCCUACUCCCAGCAUGGCCGAAGAAGGAAUCCACGAGUUACACGUCACCAAGAAAGUGCCCACAGUCACAAAUGCCGAGCGUGGAGGGUCGAGCGACGCUACGGAGGCGGAGAAGGUCUCCUUUGACGAUCCGCCGAUGAGUCCAAGGAACUUCAACAAGAAUCCCUUCAGCCGUCAGCACACCUCCUUGGAAGUGGACGACUACUUUUCAGGUCCAAGGGAUAUAUCCCGUCACUCAAAAUGGCCCAUUUUCUUGCGAAUGCAUGGCUCCAUCCUCCCGAAGAUGAUUCUCCCUCUCCUCUUCGUUGGCGCCUGGUCCACCCUCAUAACAUGCAUCUCCUUCUUUCGCCAUAACCUCGGCAUCUCUAAUCUGCUCCUUACCAUUACCGGUUUUGUCGUGUCUCUCGGUUUGUCGUUUCGAUCCUCCACAGCCUACGAGCGCUACAACGAGGGUCGCAAGUACUGGACCCAGCUCAUCCUGUCGAGUCAAAGUCUGGCACGCGUAAUCUGGGUGCACGGAGCGGAGCGAUGGGAUGAAGAUCAUAAGUUGGGCAAGCAGGAUUUGCUGGCGAAGAUGACGGCCCUCAACCUAAUCACUGCAUUCGCGGUCAGCUUGAAGCACAAAUUGCGUUUUGAGCCGUACACGGCGUAUGAGGAUCUUGAGGGACUUGUUGGACACUUGGAUACGUUUGCAAAGGCGGCGACGAAGGAUGAUUCGUGUGUACCAAAAAAGGUUGGCUUCUUCAAGAACGUGGGCGAGCAUCUGGGCGUUAGCUUUGCCGAGUCGAACCCUCGUAAACUGUUGAAGAAGUCGAAAACACCGCUGGGCAAUCUGCCCUUAGAGAUCCUGACUUACUUGGCUGCGUACAUCGACGAGACAAUCGAGGACGGCAAGUUGAAAAUACCGAUGCAGCAGACCCUUGCCUACAACAACCUUGCCUCUCUUAAUGACGUGCUCACCGGUACAGAUCGAAUUCUCAACACGCCCCUCCCGGUCGCCUACUCGAUCGCCAUCGCUCAGAUGACAUGGGUGUACAUCCUGCUUCUUCCCUUCCAGCUCUACAACUCCCUGAACUGGGUCACCAUUCCUGGCAGCAUCCUCGCCGCCUAUCUCAUCCUCGGCCUUCUUCUCAUCGGUACCGAACUCGAGAACCCAUUUGGCUACGACGUUAAUGAUCUGCCUCUUGACUCCUUCUGUCAGCAGAUUGCUAACGAGAUUGAUAUCAUCAGUAGCAUCCGGAAGCCAAACUCGAAGCAGUGGAUCACAAAGGAGGAGAAUAAAGUGCUGUGGCCCGUUAGCAACAGCGGCUACUCAAGUUGGGAAGCCAGAAGUGAGUCGAGGAUCCGCAGCGAGCUGAGGUCCAAGACGAACAUUGGCUUUGAGAUCAGGAGGAGCAUGAAUGUUGACCGUCCGGCAGACAAGAUAACAGAAGCAUAGAUCUGCCCACACCAGCGGUGGAAUAACUCCAUUGAUAGAAGCAUUUUCAAAUUGGUUACAAGCAUUUAGCGAAGGGGAAUUUCAAAGCGCAUUCUUCGGGACAGAAAAACCUAUUGUAAAUCUGAACAUUCACAAAAGUAAAAUCGUACCUUUCAGAAAAGCGCAAAAAUCUAGGGUCAUGGCAUGGGACAUGGAAUGGCAACAACUAAGACAUCGACACCGUUUCAGCCGUUAUCUUUUCUCGCUUGCAGUGCUCGCUCGUAAUCGGCAACCUUCAAGGGUCCAGCUUCCCACAGCAUUGUAGCUUGGACGAUGGAUGCACUGUUCUGAUGACCUUGUAUGUAGCCAACAAUGUUGAUCCAGGCGCCAACCGCUAUUGCAG
Verruconis gallopava is the source of this 2234-nucleotide messenger RNA. RefSeq lists its product as uncharacterized. Gene Ontology annotation, molecular function: chloride channel activity. The transcript is spliced from 3 exons. The record is from RefSeq and is a predicted model, not a curated record. Bases 428 to 1852 code for a protein of 474 amino acids. Lineage: Eukaryota; Fungi; Ascomycota; Dothideomycetes; Venturiales; Sympoventuriaceae.